UAAACCUAAAAGCGAGGGAGGCUGUAUAGGACUUAUAAAUAACCCCACUCCUGUGUCUGGGUUUCCUAAGAAUCGCCACAUCUUUUUGUUCUACAUUGCCCACAACCACUUGUCCUUCUCUUUUCAUUACAGAUCUCAGUUGCAUCACUGUCCAUGGCCACCAUCACAAGCAUCAAGGCACGCCAGAUCUUCGACAGUCGUGGCAAUCCAACCGUCGAGGUAGAUUUGACAUGCUCGGACGGUACUUUCGCUAGAGCUGCUGUUCCAAGUGGUGCAUCCACUGGGAUUUAUGAGGCCCUUGAAUUAAGAGAUGGAGGAUCUGACUACCUUGGAAAGGGUGUAUCAAAGGCUGUUGGCAAUGUGAACACCAUUAUUGCACCAGCAUUGAUUGGCAAGGAUCCAACUCAGCAGACAGCUAUUGACAAUUUGAUGGUUCAACAACUUGAUGGAACUGUUAAUGAAUGGGGAUGGUGCAAGCAAAAGCUUGGAGCAAAUGCCAUAUUGGCAGUGUCUCUUGCAGUCUGCAAAGCUGGUGCCAGUGUCCUGAAAAUUCCUCUUUACAAGCACAUUGCAAAUCUUGCGGGUAACAAAAAGUUGGUUUUGCCUGUUCCUGCUUUCAAUGUCAUUAAUGGUGGGUCACAUGCAGGAAACAAACUUGCUAUGCAGGAGUUUAUGGUGCUUCCUGUGGGAGCUUCCUCUUUCAAGGAAGCCAUGAAGAUGGGUGUGGAAGUAUAUCACAAUUUGAAGUCUGUGAUUAAGAAGAAAUACGGUCAAGAUGCAGUAAAUGUUGGUGAUGAAGGUGGCUUUGCCCCUAACAUUCAGGAAAACAAGGAAGGUUUGGAAUUGCUGAAAACUGCCAUCGCCAAAGCUGGUUACACAGGCAAAGUUGUCAUUGGAAUGGAUGUUGCAGCAUCUGAAUUCUACAAAGAAGACAAAACAUAUGAUUUGAACUUCAAGGAAGAUAACAAUGACGGAUCACAGAAGAUCUCUGGGGAUGCUUUGAAAGACCUGUACAAGUCAUUUGUGUCAGGGUACCCAAUUGUUUCAAUUGAAGAUCCUUUUGACCAGGAUGACUGGGAACACUAUGCUAAGCUAACUGGUGAGGUUGGAGCCAAUGUACAAAUUGUUGGUGAUGAUCUCUUGGUUACCAAUCCCAAGAGGGUUCAGAAGGCAAUUGAUUCUAAAGCUUGCAAUGCUCUUCUGCUCAAGGUCAAUCAAAUUGGAUCCGUGACUGAGAGUAUUGAAGCUGUCAGGAUGUCCAAAAAAGCUGGUUGGGGUGUCAUGGCAAGUCACCGAAGUGGAGAGACUGAGGAUACCUUCAUUGCUGAUCUUUCAGUUGGUUUGGCAACGGGUCAAAUUAAGACUGGAGCUCCAUGCAGGUCUGAGCGUCUUGCUAAAUAUAACCAGCUCUUGAGAAUUGAGGAGGAGCUUGGUGCGGAAGCAGUGUAUGCUGGAGCAAACUUCCGUACCCCUGUUGAACCCUACUAAGUUUUGAGGUGGAAACAACCCAGAGAUCGACGCGAGUUUGAGCUAUAUAGCAUUUGGCAUCGCGGUUUAUGUUUGUAAUGAAUAAGUUGGUAGUUAGAACAACGUUAGUCUUGUUUUGAAGACUAUUGCAAUAAUUUUGUAGUUCUGUUUUACAGGGCUAAAACAGUUGUGCCCUAAACAAAAGGUUUUUUAGUGAUGCUUAGUUUUAGUACUUGAAACCUACUUUCAAUUUCUUUCCAAUUUUCUUGGGUAUCGCCAAAUAUCGUACUCUUGGCUACAUAAAAUUUUCCAUGAUCCGUGAUAUUCCCAAUG
Molecule: messenger RNA, 1800 nt
Organism: Abrus precatorius (Indian licorice)
Lineage: Eukaryota; Viridiplantae; Streptophyta; Magnoliopsida; Fabales; Fabaceae
Product: enolase
Exons: 17
Coding region: 154-1488 (444 amino acids)
Biological process (GO): glycolytic process
Cellular component (GO): phosphopyruvate hydratase complex
Molecular function (GO): phosphopyruvate hydratase activity; magnesium ion binding
Source: RefSeq, a predicted model, not a curated record